GCCGCGCUCGGUGCCGGGUGAAGGAACCGGGAGGCAAGAGGAGUAGCUCCGAACUUAGUCCUUCGGGUUCUGCCUUCCGUCAGCUGGGCCUGUUCCAUGGGGAUCGUCAGGAAGCUGCUGGGUGCCGUUAAGGGGCAAAAAAAUAUCCAGCAAAAUCUGGAAAGUAAAACAAAAGGGAAACUUCAAAAGCAAAUUUGUCGAGUUAUUCUGGAUCACUUUGACAAGCAGUACACGGCAGAACUGGGAAAUGCAUGGAGCAGUGUCAGAGAUGUCCUCACGUCCCCAUUGUGCUGGCAGCACUCCAUUCUGCUGAACAGGUUCAGCCCAUGCACUGAGCUGGAGAACAGCUUGUGUGUGCAGGGGUAUCACCCUGCCUUCCAAGGAGGUUUGCCCUAUCUUCCAGCAGCAUUGAAGUGCUACAUCAGGAGAACUCCUGGGAGAUUCCCUGCUCAGAAACAUCAGGCUGGUAAACUGAAGGAGUACUACCUGCUGAAUGCGGCGUCGCUGCUGCCGGUGCUGGCCUUGGAAGUGAAGGAUGGGGAGAAUGUUUUGGAUCUCUGUGCUGCACCUGGGGGUAAAUCAGUGGCUGUCCUGCAGUGUGCCUGUCCAGGUCAGUUUCACUGCAAUGAAUAUGAUGAUUUGAGGGCAAGAUGGUUGGAAGAGACCAUAGAAUCCUUCAUCCCACGACCUUUGAUUAACUCCAUAAUGGUCUCCAAACUGGAUGGCAGACACAUUGGAGAUCUUAAGCCUGAAUUAUAUGACAAGGUACUGGUUGAUACUCCUUGUUCAAAUGAUAGAAGUUGGCUUUUCUCUUCUGAUAUUCAUCAAGCUACACUCAGGGUGAUCCAAAGGAAGGAAUUAUCAUGUUUACAAUUCCAGCUUCUGAGGUCUGCUAUUAAAGCACUGCGUCCUGGUGGAUCCUUGGUGUAUUCUACGUGCACUCUCUCAAAGGCAGAAAACAGUGAUGUGAUAAACCUCAUCCUAAACUCCUGCAGCAAUGUUAUGCCUGUGGAUAUAAGUGAAAUGGGCAGAGCUGUUUCUCAGGAAUUCACUUUUCUUGAUGGCUUGCAGCAGCAUGAACUUCUGGUGCUUCCAGAGAGAGGGAGAGCGUGGGGUCCAAUGUACGUGGCUAAAUUAAAGAAAAUCUAGUCCACCUGGUGCCUGUUAGCUCUUUGUAAGGAAUAUAUGAUAAAUUAAUAUUGAUUUAGAGUAUAGGAUGUGUAUAUGAACAUGUUCAAGGCAACUGAAUUUAGAGCUGCCUAAUAAACAUGUUCAAGGCAACUGAAUUUAGAGCUGCCUAAUAAAAAAGAAGCUAGAUAUUUAACUUAUUUUGGCUUAAAAUACUCAAUGUGUCUUCUAAUUUGGACUUGUGGGCCUCUGUGAAAUCCUUGUGAAGUCAAGGGAGCUUUGUAUUAUUUUCAAGGGAAUUUUAUUCUAGAAUAGGGCCCAAUGUGGUGGAGUUUCCUGUGGGAGGCGGGUCUGAGGGGCACAGAGGAUGUGCCCAGGUACAGAGCCCAAGGAGCAUGCCCCAGAGUUAGUGAACUGGUUGGUUAAGAAAGUCACCUGAUAUGUAAGGAUAAAAGGGCGUGUGAGUUUGAAUAAAUCCUCUUUGU
This is a messenger RNA of Manacus vitellinus (golden-collared manakin), 1613 nucleotides long. It is a transcript of the gene NSUN3, whose product is annotated as NOP2/Sun RNA methyltransferase 3. The record is from RefSeq and is a predicted model, not a curated record. Bases 97 to 1149 code for a protein of 350 amino acids. Gene Ontology annotation, cellular component: mitochondrial large ribosomal subunit. NCBI's taxonomy places the organism in Eukaryota, Metazoa, Chordata, Aves, Passeriformes, Pipridae. Gene Ontology annotation, molecular function: methyltransferase activity. The transcript has 6 exons. Gene Ontology annotation, biological process: rRNA methylation.